Molecule: messenger RNA, 1811 nt
Organism: Microcebus murinus (gray mouse lemur)
Lineage: Eukaryota; Metazoa; Chordata; Mammalia; Primates; Cheirogaleidae
Source: RefSeq, a predicted model, not a curated record
UCGCCGCCGCGCCUGCCUCCGCCGCCGCGCCUGCCUCCGCCGCCAUGCUCUCCGUGCGCGUCCCGUUCGCCCCCGUCGCCCCGGUCGCGGACAAGCAGCCGCGGCUCUCGCCGCUGAAGGGGCUCAGCCUGGCCGACAAGGAGAACACGCCCCCGAGCCUGAACGGGACCCGCGUCCUGGCCAGCAAGACCGCGAGGAGGAUCUUCCAGGAGCCCGAGGAGCCGGUGAGUGGCGGGCGUGCGGCGGGACAGGAAGGUUUACACUGUGACUUUGCCUGCCUGAUGUUCAAACACCUGGUACAUAAACCGUCGGAGCAGAGAGUAAAAGAAAUAAUUAUAAAUGCUGUUAGGAUAGAGCAGGAGUUCCUCACUGAAGCCUUGCCUGUGAAGCUCAUUGGGAUGAAUUGCAUGUUAAUGAAGCAGUACAUUGAAUUUGUGGCAGACAGACUUAUGCUGGAACUGGGUUUUAGCAAGGUAAAGUGGAGCAUUGAGGCCUUGAGUGGGGCUGAGCCUGCUUCAGUGGCAUCAGUAGUUGAAGUCAUCUUCCCUUGGUCAGUUUCAGUGCUUCUUUCCAAGGACAUUCAGCACUGGGAAGCUCUGAAGCCUGAUGAGAAAUAUUUCAUAUCGCAUGUUCUGGCUUUCUUUGCAGCUAGUGAUGGCAUAGUAAAUGAAAACUUGGUGGAGCGAUUUAGCCAAGAAGUUCAGAUUACAGAAGCUCGCUGUUUCUAUGGCUUCCAAAUUGCCAUGGAAAACAUACAUUCUGAAAUGUAUAGUCUCCUCAUUGAUACUUACAUUAAAGACUCCAAAGAAAGGGAAUAUCUCUUCAAUGCCAUUGAAACGAUGCCUUGUGUCAAGAAGAAGGCAGAUUGGGCCUUGCGUUGGAUUGGGGACAAAGAGGCUACCUAUGGAGAACGGGUUGUAGCCUUUGCUGCAGUGGAAGGCAUCUUCUUUUCUGGUUCUUUUGCAUCAAUAUUCUGGCUCAAGAAACGAGGACUGAUGCCCGGCUCCACAUUCAAUGAACUUAUUAGCAGAGAUGAGGGUUUACACUGCUUUGCCUGCCUGAUGUUCAAACACCUUGGUACAUAACCGUCGAGCAGAGAGUAAAGAAAAAUUAUCAUGCUGUUAGGAUAUGAGCAGGAGUCCUCCUGAAGCUUGCCUGUGAAGCUCAUUGGGAAUAAUUGCUGUAUAAUGAAGCAGUACAUUGAAUUUGUGGCAGACAGACUUAUGCUGGAACUCGGUUUUAGCAAGGUGUUCAGAGUAGAAAAUCCAUUUGACUUUAUGGAGAUAUUUCACUUGGAAGGAAAGACUAACUUCUUUGAGAACGAAGAGGCCGAAUAUCAGAGAAUGGGAAGUGAUUCAAGUCCAACAGAGAAUUUUUUUACCUUGGAUGCUGACCUUCUAAAUGAACUGGAGAUCAACCAGGAGGGUGGGGUGCGCUUACGGGUGGAAAUGGAGGACGCCGAGCCCAAGAGUGCCUCUUUCAAGUGGGAUAAUGUCCCUGCCUCCAAGGGCUGUUACGUGGGUCAAGUGAAGUUGCAGGUGGGGGAUGCCCUGGAAAGGGCGCUCGUGGGCGCUCAGCACUGCUUUGUGACAGUUUCUGGCCAGGAGGGCUCUUGGGAUGAGGACACUUCCGCCAUCGUGGACCUGGGGCCCAAGAGGACUGAACCGUCCUUUGGGGGCCUGACCUGGCAGGCCAGUGAUGGCGAACCAGAGCCCCGCUCCCAAGCCCCUGCCAACCUGGGCCCUGGUUUUGUGCUCCCAGAGGGCAUCCUCUCCUCUGGGGCCUCCCUGAGCCACCGCUUGGCCUCAUGA